This is a messenger RNA of Mesoplodon densirostris (Blainville's beaked whale), 1940 nucleotides long. RefSeq names its product cathepsin H (gene CTSH). Gene Ontology annotation, biological process: immune response. Gene Ontology annotation, molecular function: cysteine-type endopeptidase activity. Gene Ontology annotation, cellular component: lysosome. The coding region runs from base 40 to 1047 and encodes 335 amino acids. Lineage: Eukaryota; Metazoa; Chordata; Mammalia; Artiodactyla; Ziphiidae. The record is from RefSeq and is a predicted model, not a curated record. The transcript has 12 exons.
CGCAGUCAGUGCGCCGGCCGGGUCGCUGCCAUUGCCACGAUGUGGGCUGUCCUGCCGCUGCUCUGCGCCGGAGCCUGGCUCCUGGGCCCCACCGCCUGCGGCGCCGCCGACCUGGCAGUGAGCUCCCUAGAGAAGUUUCACUUUAAGUCAUGGAUGUUGCAGCACCAAAAGAAAUACAGCUUGGAGGAGUACCACCACAGGCUGCAGGCGUUUGUCAGCAACUGGAGGAAGAUCAAUGCCCACAACGCCGGGAACCACACAUUCAAAAUGGGACUGAACCUGUUUUCAGACAUGAGCUUUGCUGAAUUAAAACACAAGUAUCUUUGGUCAGAGCCUCAGAAUUGCUCAGCCACCAAAGGUAACUACCUUCGGGGUACUGGUCCCUACCCACCCUCCAUGGACUGGCGGAAGAAAGGAAAUUUUGUCUCACCAGUGAAAAAUCAGGGCAGCUGCGGCAGUUGCUGGACCUUCUCCACCACUGGGGCCCUGGAGUCUGCUGUCGCCAUAGCAACUGGGAGGCUGCCCUCUUUGGCCGAGCAGCAGCUGGUGGACUGCGCCCAGAACUUCAACAAUCACGGCUGCCAAGGGGGUCUCCCCAGCCAGGCCUUCGAGUACAUCCGGUACAACAAGGGCAUCAUGGGUGAAGACACCUACCCCUACAAGGGCCAGGAUGGGGACUGCAAGUUCCAGCCCAGUAAGGCCAUUGCUUUUGUCAAGGAUGUAGCCAACAUCACAAUGAACGACGAGGAGGCGAUGGUGGAGGCGGUGGCCCUGUACAACCCUGUGAGCUUUGCCUUCGAGGUGACUGAUGACUUUCUGAUGUACAAAAAGGGUGUCUACUCCAGUACUUCCUGUCAUAAAACUCCAGAUAAAGUAAACCAUGCAGUCCUGGCUGUUGGGUAUGGAGAAGAAAAUGGGAUACCCUAUUGGAUUGUGAAGAACUCUUGGGGUCCCCAGUGGGGAAUGAAGGGGUACUUCCUCAUAGAGCGCGGGAAGAACAUGUGCGGCCUGGCAGCCUGCGCCUCCUACCCCGUCCCCCUGGUGUGAGCCGGGCGGCGGCAGCAGCAGCGACUGGUUGGUGGAUGGAGGGAGGACCGGGCAGCCUGGGGCCUAAAACCCUGCCCUGGAGAAGUGAGCCGUGGGAGACCCCCCAGGGCCCCGAGCCUGGAAACCCAAAGAAAACCACGAGGAAGAAUUCCAUGGAGCAACAAGCCCACGCACGUCUUCUGACAGAGGUCACCAUGUGCCUUAAGCAUGGUUUUUAACUGACUCAGCACCACAUGGACAAAGAAUGUUCUUUCUUCCCAGAAGGGCUGCUUUUCCCAUUUGGAGGAAGCUCCACUGACAGUCUUUGCUGUGGUCUUUAUUGAAUAAACCUUCAGUGAGCACCUCCCCGAGUCAGGCUGUGUGCUGGGGCCUGGGCCUGCCUCCGGGCCCUGGACUCCUAAGAGGGAGGCCCCAAGGGGUGGCCGGCUCUCUGGCUGGGAGGACGGCGUGAGUGCUGGCGCCACUGUCUCCCAGAGGUGGGACCCGGGAGGAAGAACAGGUUUCACUUGAGAUCUUGACUGUUCGUCCCCGCAUGGGGAAGGAGGAGCUAGUGUGCCAGGCCCUGGCAGAGCCAGGAUUCAAACCCACAAUACCGGCCCGGAAGCCUGUACUUCUCCACGGGGCCUCCCCCGUCCCAGCUUCCUGCUCCUACUGCCCUGCCCCUCCGCCCGGGACUGCCCCCAUCUCUUCCUCCCCUUAUGCUCCCGCCACCUCCACCAUCCCUUCUCUUGAGAAAAUGGGGUCUCCAACCAGAGGGUGGCCAUGGAGUCUCUGCUGCUUCCCGAUGCCUCUGGGCUCCAGGGAGUAGGGUCUGUGGCACGAGUUGGUGCUGUUUGUCCUACAGUUCACAGAUGUACCUAAUAAAAUCUUUCAUGUCAUUUGGGCCUCCUGGA